Lytechinus variegatus (green sea urchin) is the source of this 3001-nucleotide messenger RNA. Its product is annotated as muscarinic acetylcholine receptor M3-like. Gene Ontology annotation, biological process: adenylate cyclase-activating adrenergic receptor signaling pathway. Gene Ontology annotation, molecular function: G protein-coupled receptor activity. The transcript is spliced from 2 exons. The record is from RefSeq and is a predicted model, not a curated record. NCBI's taxonomy places the organism in Eukaryota, Metazoa, Echinodermata, Echinoidea, Temnopleuroida, Toxopneustidae. The coding region runs from base 773 to 2086 and encodes 437 amino acids. Gene Ontology annotation, cellular component: membrane.
ACAAAACUCGUGGGCAUCAGGUUGACACCAAAGCUCGGAUGCGAACUGGGAAUGGGUGUUUCAACAGAAUAGGAGGAGUUGGAAAUUUCGCUUAUGACAGAUAUUUUUUUUCACUCAGACUCUUCAAACCUGUCCAAGGAAAUAGAAUUUCCUGUUUAAGUUGCUCGUUUUUGUUUUAAUUCUUCAUUGAAUACUACGAACUGUCGUAGCUGUAUAAAUAUAACCCCGGUGUCUCCAGAAGCUACACAUGCUGGCAGAGUUAAUCUAGAGACGUCUAGAAGACUUCGUACCUGCAUGAGAUCUAAUGACAACAAUCGCAAUUACGAACUUGGAUUUGGAGACCAAUGCAUCGAAACUACUUCACUUAUUUGUGUAGUGCUUGAAUCAUAAAUUAACAUUAGGAAUAACUUGAAUUUCGACAAUGCAAAGAUAUUGCAAAAAAAUAUAUGUAUAGCUGCUAUACUCACGUUGAACCACUUAUGUACUUUCGGAAAACUCUCCAGUGCAUGUAUUCGUAUGGUUAGCUAAGUAUGAUGGUAAUUGGUACGGAAAUAUCGACCGCAAGAUUUGCCUUCUAUCAAGAUAAUGACUCGAUGUAAUUACAAUGAAUAACAAAUGAAAUGCCUUUGAAUUGUAGAAUUUGUUUUGUUGCGUAAUGACUGGGUGCCUGGGCGUGAACUUACCACGCUAAAUAUAUGCUUAGCAAGCUGGAAUUAACCAUUUAGAUGCCAAUUUGAAAGAUUGUCCAGAGAAGUACGCACCUAAACCAACCAUGGUUUUUAGUAGUUCAAGUGGCUUGGGAGUAGCGGGAAACGGGAGUGCCAUCUCCGAAUCUGUGGACAGUUACCCCUCUGAUUACAACUACAGCCUUUCUUCGGACCACACUUUCGAUUACUCAUCAAACUAUUUCUCUUCGUACACCUACGAGUAUCCAUUCUCUUCAACGUGGCUUGCCAUUGUUCCAAUGAUUGUUUCCAUCAUGAGUGUCGUGACGUUCCUUGGAAACCUCUUUGUCAUCCUUGCUUACAUCCGGGACAAACGCAUCCGGGCGAGCGUGGCAAACCUCUUCAUCCUCAACCUCGCAAUGACUGAUAUCAUAGUAGGAGCGCUGGUCUGGACGAUCAACCUAUCAUGGCUCAUAAAGGACUCCUGGAUACUUGGCGAGAUCUUCUGCAAGCUUUGGUUGGUGUUGGACUACUCGGUGGUUCUCAUAUCCGUCUGGACAAUGGUCCUGAUAAGCUGGGAUCGCUACUGUCUUCUGACAAUGGGCAUGAGGUACCAGACUUUCCAGACCAAGAAGAGAAUUGGUGUCAUACUUGGCUGCGUUUGGGCAGCUACAUUCAUAUGGUACUUCAUCCUUGCUUUUGCAUGGGAUUCUAUCGCAGGAGAAAACAAGAUAGAUUAUACUGACAACUGUGAGAUGGGAUUUGCGCUUAGUUUCUUGGGGACAAUGCUCCAGAACGUGAUCUCAUUCUUUAUACCGUUAUCAGUUCUGAUAUUUUUCAAUCUGGCGGUGUAUGCUAACAUCAAACGUAGAUCGAGGGGUGUCGUAGGGCAGAGUCCUCCGUCAAACAAAUCAAACCAAGCAACACAAUCUACCGUGCUCAGUCAAGAAGGAACUGGCUCAUCGGAAGGUCAAGGAAACCAUCCACUCACGGAUAUGAAAGCCGCCGAGUGCUCAGAGCCAGGCCCAUCAACUGCUAGCUUUCGUACAACUAUCCAACAUAUCCAGCUCCCAGAGUACAAACCAGUCAGUGGUCGAAUCGCAGUUGAGCCGAAUACAGAAGAAAGAAGUUUUGCAAAGCAUCGCAGAGCGGCAAUCGUCCUGAGCAUUCUCGUGGGUUGUUUUUUGAUCUGUUGGUUACCUAGCCAAGUGUCUACUUUCAUGUACGCAAUCUGUGGAACCGGCUGCGUCACCGAUUUAACAUGGGAAGUCACAAGUUCAUUUGUUUGGAGUAACUCGACUAUAAAUCCCUUUAUAUAUGCAGCUACGAAUAAGCUCUUUCGUCGUAAUUUCGUGCACAGUUUAUGCCUUGAUCGAUGGAUCUGUGACUUGAAACGGUGCAAAGUCAAACGCAAACGUUAAUACGUUCAGCAGUAUGACUUUGAAGAAAGAGGUGAAAACACUUCAAGCAAAAUACUGAACAAUUUCCCGAUUAACCAAUUUUCAUUCUUGGUUAAAGUAACUGGUAAGAAGUUAACGUUUCUAAUUAGAUAAAUACAUGCCAACUCCAAUAUUAGUUAAAUAAUUAUUAGAUUUUUAUGCUAGAUGAUACCCGAAAUCUAAUUCCCUUUAUUGACAGAACCUGUAUAAAAGUAUCUUUUUAAGCACUGAAAAUGCUCGAUUUGGUGUUGUUUUGGGGACGGGGUACCUGUUGCAAAGAGGAAUAACUAAAUGAAAAAAAAGAUGUAGGUAAUGGGAAAAAUGCAUUAUUGUAGCUUUAUUUACCCCAUCUGUAUAUGUACAAGUAUGUGUAAUAUACUGUUUAUUUCUCAAUUUUUAGAUUAUCGUUUAUUUGUGAAGUUGAUGUGGGCAAUUUUAGUAAUAGAAUGCAUUCUUGUUGGCCGUUAGCUUUGUUUAAUUUGUACAUCUAUUAGCUGACCACCCCCCCCCCCCCUUCUCUCUUUCUCUCUCACUCUCUUUAUAUUUCUUAAAAUUUAGCUAUAGCUAUGCUAUAAGAUGAUGAUAAAUUACUGUGAUAGAUAUAUUUUGUUAUUUUAUUGUAAUAUUAAACGUAGCCAUCAAUAGCUUGCAUUUCAAAAUUAUUGGUUUUGUAAAUAAUUCGAUUUUGUUAGAAGAACAAUACAAAAUAAUCAGCUUUUACCUCCAACAUGUCCAACGAAAGUUGUAUCAAGGAUUUUUUUUUUUUUGGGGGGGGGUUGCAUAAAUUUUGUUUUAAAUAUACAAUGUUUCUGUCCGUGUUGUUUGAUUUUAUCUGGUCUAUUUAAAUUGCGAAUCGUAUCGCAUAUUGAUAUUUAAAGAUUAAAUGCAAAAAAAUAU